UGUGUUUAUUUGACCUUGCUGGCAUUGAUCCGCUGAGCUGUCGUACGACCUGCGCGCUGGUACAAAAUCACUUCUCACUUUUCGUGUAUACUUCGAUCUGACAGCAGUCGUGUUCCAUUGUUAAAGUUAAAAAGACCUUACAAUAAAAUUUCAAAUAUGUCAAACAUUGGUAUUAAUGGAUUUGGCCGUAUUGGCAGAUUGGUUUUGAGAGCGUCCUUGGAAAAGGGUGCUAAAGUUGUUGCCAUCAAUGACCCAUUCAUUGGUAUUGAAUAUAUGGUAUACUUAUUCAAAUAUGAUUCUACUCAUGGUCGUUACAAGGGAGAGAUUUCUGUUGAUGGAGAUUGCUUAGUUGUUAAUGGUAACAAAAUCAAAGUUUUCUCUGAACGUGAACCAAAAGCAAUCCAAUGGGGAUCGGCUGGUGCACAUUAUGUUGUUGAAUCUACUGGUGUUUUUACUACAAUUGAAAAGGCUUCUGCCCAUUUAGAAGGAGGUGCUAAAAAAGUCAUCAUCUCUGCUCCUAGUGCUGAUGCACCUAUGUUUGUUGUUGGUGUUAACUUAGAUGCUUAUGAUCCAUCUUACAAAGUUGUUUCAAACGCUUCAUGCACAACUAACUGCUUAGCUCCUUUGGCCAAAGUCAUCAAUGAUAAUUUCGGUAUUGUUGAAGGACUCAUGACAACAGUACAUGCUACAACAGCUACGCAAAAGACUGUUGAUGGACCAUCAGGAAAAUUAUGGAGAGAUGGUAGAGGUGCUGCCCAAAAUAUUAUCCCUGCUGCUACUGGUGCUGCCAAGGCAGUUGGAAAGGUUAUCCCAGCUUUAAAUGGAAAAUUAACCGGAAUGGCAUUCCGUGUGCCAGUUGCUAAUGUUUCAGUUGUUGACUUGACUGUUAGGUUAGCAAAACCAGCCAGCUAUCAAGCUAUCAAGGACAAAAUUAAGGAAGCUGCUGCUGGUCCAUUAAAAGGAAUUUUGGCAUAUACUGAAGAUGAAGUUGUAUCAUCUGAUUUUAUUGGUGAUAACCACUCAUCCAUCUUUGAUGCCAAAGCGGGUAUUCCAUUGAAUGAACAAUUCGUUAAGCUCAUCUCAUGGUAUGAUAAUGAAUAUGGAUAUUCCAACCGUGUUGUCGACCUUAUUAAAUUCAUGCAGUCAAAAGACUAAACUAGUCAUCUACUAAUUAUAGUUACAGUUGAAGUAACUUAAUGUUUGUGUUUUAGCAUAAAAACUUUUUUUUUAUUUGUCUGUCAAAAUUUUAUCAUCUACUCAUCAUUAUUUAUGUUUACUUAGUGUAAACUUAUCCUUUUUUUUUACAUGUUUUUUAGAUAUUUAUGUUUUGGAACCAUCUUAAUUAUAAAGUUAUAUACUUCAGUAUUUGAAUGAAUAAAUUUAAAAUGAAAAAU
Daktulosphaira vitifoliae (grape phylloxera) is the source of this 1394-nucleotide messenger RNA. RefSeq names its product glyceraldehyde-3-phosphate dehydrogenase 2-like. The transcript has 4 exons. Lineage: Eukaryota; Metazoa; Arthropoda; Insecta; Hemiptera; Phylloxeridae. The record is from RefSeq and is a predicted model, not a curated record. Gene Ontology annotation, biological process: glucose metabolic process. Gene Ontology annotation, molecular function: NAD binding; NADP binding; oxidoreductase activity, acting on the aldehyde or oxo group of donors, NAD or NADP as acceptor. Bases 157 to 1155 code for a protein of 332 amino acids.